Penicillium oxalicum is the source of this 330-nucleotide messenger RNA. RefSeq names its product CVNH domain-containing protein. Lineage: Eukaryota; Fungi; Ascomycota; Eurotiomycetes; Eurotiales; Aspergillaceae. Bases 1 to 330 code for a protein of 109 amino acids. The transcript is spliced from 2 exons. The record is from RefSeq and is a predicted model, not a curated record.
AUGUCUUUCCACGCCUCCGCUACCAGCAUUCACCUUGAAGAUGGCCACAUUCUCAAGGCUACUCUCCUGAACGGGGAAGGUGAUGAGGUCGAGGCGACCCUCGACCUGAAUGAUAUUAUCGGGAACAACAAUGGCACUUUCGAUUGGGGCGGUGUCAACUUCGCCGACAGCGCCGAAAACAUCGAAUUCUCCCAAGACGAGCGUGAGGACGGCCCUCCGAUUCCCGUGGUUCGCGCCCACUUGGGAAAUCUGGACGGGGAUAUGGUCCCGGCGGAUAUCAACUUGGCCGAACGCAUCACCAAUGACAAUGGCGAGUUGAGGUUCGUCUAG